Molecule: messenger RNA, 2049 nt
Organism: Emericellopsis cladophorae
Lineage: Eukaryota; Fungi; Ascomycota; Sordariomycetes; Hypocreales; Bionectriaceae
Exons: 4
Coding region: 1-2049 (682 amino acids)
Biological process (GO): cell division
Cellular component (GO): anaphase-promoting complex
Molecular function (GO): protein binding
Source: RefSeq, a predicted model, not a curated record
AUGGGACUGAGCCCACGAGAGUUGGCGUCGCUACGCAACACACUGGCAGAUGCCACGGUCAAGUGCGCAGAACGAGGGCUCUACCAGUCUUCAAAAUGGGCAGCCGAACUGAUGAACUCACUCCCCGACUUUGAGGAAGAGGAAACCAAUCUAGACCCUCCUGAGGAGCAAAUACCGUCGCCGAUAUACACUCCAAAUCUGGACCCGAGCGAAGCAGCAUUGGAAGCAAGGCAGCUGCCAAAAUAUCUGCUGGCCAAGUCCUUCUUCGACUGUCACGAGUACGAUCGAUGUGCCUCCGUCUUCAUACCCGAUACGCUGCUUUCGAGCGUGCUGCAAUCCAAGCCAGAUGGCGCCCCGCCGACACCAAAGGGCAAAGGAAAAGAGAAAGCAUCUUCUGCUUCGAUAUUCUUCUCGUCCCCAAGAGCUCCCCUAAUCAGCCAGAAGAGCUUAUUCCUGGCAUUGUACGCCAAGUUCCUGGCUGGCGAGAAGCGCAAAAAUGAAGAGGCGGAAAUGGUGAUGGGACCCCAUGACCACGGUUCCGUGAUAAACAAGGAACUCCUCGUGGUCGGCCGCCUGCUGAGCGCUUGGUUUGAAGCAAAGACGCCACAGGAUGAGGAGUCGAUAAGAGCAGCCUCAAGGGGGGAAUUGCCCGAUACCCCAGAAAGCCAAGGUUGGCUGGAGUACCUGUACGGCAUGGUUCUGGCACGAGAGAAGAGCGAGAACCUGGCAAUGAAGUACCUUGUCCGAAGCGUACACAAGUACCAGUUCAACUGGGGCUGCUGGCUUGAGAUGACUUCCCUCAUCAGUAGGCCUGAGCAUUUGUCUCGAACGGUUGACGCUUGUCCUGAACAUCUCACCUCCUACAUGUUCCACCUACACUCGUCGUUGGAGCUGUACCAGCAAUCACCUGCCCUCGCGCAAAACCUCGACAAGCUGUACUCGAUAUUUCCGCACUCUCCAUUCCUGUUGACGUGCAAUGCACUCCUGUCGUACCAUUCUAAGGAUCUGCUCGCCGCGGAACAGCACUUCAGCCGGCUGCUGGCGUCACACCCACGCAGGCUCGACUCGCUCGAUCAUUACUCCAACAUCCUCUACGUUCUCAACAACCGCCCCAAGCUGGCAUUUCUGGCACACCUGUGCUCCAGCGUCGAUAAAUUCCGACCCGAAUCAUGCGUUGUGAUCGGGAACUACUACUCUCUCAUAUCGAUGCACGAGAAAGCCGUGCAAUACUUUCGCCGGGCGCUUACGCUCGACAAAUCCUGUCUCUCUGCGUGGACGCUCAUGGGGCACGAGUAUGUAGAACUGAAGAACACGCAUGCCGCCAUUGAGUCAUACCGUCGGGCUGUCGACGUGAACCGACGGGAUUACCGUGCCUGGUAUGGGCUGGGCCAGACCUACGAAAUGCUAGAGAUGCACACGUACUCCCUACAUUAUUACAAGAUGGCCGCGGGGUUACGGCCAUGGGACGGGAAGAUGUGGAUGGCUGUCGGCACGUGCUUGCAGCGCAUGGAGAAGGAACGCGAGGCCAUCAAGGCGCUCAAGCGAGCAUUGUUGGCGGACGCCUACUACGAAACGGGCAGCAGCUUCGGCAGCGGCGGCGAGCUCAUGGGCUCCCGGAGCGCAACUGGCCAUAUGGACCCAGAGAUCCUCCUGCAGAUAGCGUCACUCUACGACGCACUUGGCGAAGAGGAGGAAGCCAAGUCGUACAUGGAGCUCUGCAUGAGGCAGGAGGAUGGUACUGACGCGGAGGCGGGAGACGCCGUGGCAGAAUCGGUCAGGAUUCAUAACGACUCCCCUCCUGCCUCGGAUGACGGUGUCGUUGACGAGGAACAGGGCGGCCGCGAAGGAACAGGCGUCACGGCGGCGACUAGUAAGGCACGUAUGUGGCUGGCCAAGUUUGCUAUGCGUACGCACGACUAUGAUACCGCGACAAAGCUCGCAAUGGAGCUGUGCCAGGACGGCGUUGAAGUCGAGGAGGCUAAGGCUCUGGUGAGGGAAGUGAGAGCGAGGAUGUACGCACUGGAAUCUGGAUCAGACGGGGCGCGUUAG